AAAAAAAAAGAGAGAAUCAACUGAAAUGAAGUGGAAUUUGUGAAUAUGAAUGUGAAAACGUAAACGAGUUUAAUUACCAAUAAAACAUUUCUCUAUACUUAUACGGAAGAUGCUCGUUCAACAUCUCAACUCAUCUGGUCACCAUCACCAACAUUUAAUGUCCGGUAAAGUGGCUGGACAUCACCACCUGCACAACAUCCAUCAGUCGGCCGUGCAGCAGCAGCAGCACGGAGGCAAACAACAACAACAACAUCAUUUGAAUGGCAGCAGCAAUUCGGGAUUCCACCAUUCUGUCCAGCAUCCGGCGUCAUCCGGCAGUCACGAAAGCGACGACAGUCUUUGCACGCACGAGCAUCCUGGCCAGCAUCAGAGCAUCCAGCAUCAUUUGAAGAAUCACGGCAACGCAGUGGUGGGCUCUUCUUCCAGCGCCAUGACGGCCUCGUCGGUGAAACAAAAGAGGCACAGGACUCGUUUCACGCCGGCCCAGCUCAACGAAUUGGAGCGCAGUUUCACCAAAACUCAUUACCCCGACAUCUUUAUGCGCGAGGAGAUCGCCAUGCGCAUCGGACUCACCGAAUCCCGCGUCCAGGUUUGGUUCCAAAAUCGACGGGCUAAAUGGAAGAAGCGCAAGAAGACCAACAACGUGUUCCGGUCUGGCAACGGUGGUGGAGGCAAUGCAGGAGGAUUGAUACCAGCGCACGCUUUACCUUCGUUCGGUGCAUCCAACGCCGGAAGUGCAACGACAACGAACGUGGGCGGACAGACGGGUCACGAUCCGCUCUGCUCGCCGACGUCGCUUUUCGUCAGCACGGCCAACGAUUCCGGCCGGUGGGGAGUGGCUUCCGGUUUGAGUCCGUUGGGUCCGUCGAGCGGUUUCGGGAGUCCGUCCCUGUCGCAAUUGAACCAGUUAAGCAACGCUCUUAGCAAUCACCACCCACAGUCGGGAGGAAGCGGGAUCAUGUCUCCGACUCUGAUGAACUCGCCCAGCUAUCAAACAGCCUAUUCCUCCACCAGCAAUGGUAGAUUAAGUUCGUCGUCGAUUCAAGCUGCCAGUUUGAACGAUUUCGGCAGUGGGACGAUCGGCAGGAAUGGCCAGCAGCAUUUGACCGGCAACACGGAACAGACGGCCGAAUCUUUGGCCGCCCAGAAGCCUGGUCAAUAAUUACGUGAAAAAUGGCGGCUAUACGGGCUACGAGCAAUUACUUCAGCUUUCCAAUGGCAAUUACUUCCAAGACUGUCUGACCUCUCACCACCAUCACAUUUCACACUCGAAUCGACCUGCCGGACAACGCCAUAUCCUC
Molecule: messenger RNA, 1301 nt
Organism: Daphnia magna
Lineage: Eukaryota; Metazoa; Arthropoda; Branchiopoda; Diplostraca; Daphniidae
Product: homeobox protein orthopedia
Exons: 5
Coding region: 110-1162 (350 amino acids)
Biological process (GO): regulation of DNA-templated transcription; neuron differentiation
Molecular function (GO): DNA binding; DNA-binding transcription factor activity, RNA polymerase II-specific
Source: RefSeq, a predicted model, not a curated record